GGAAUUUUCAAGAAUUUGACUGAGCAUAUUUCUGUUGGAUUUUAGUAAUUCAUCUAGAUGAAUUAUUCCGACAGCCUCAAUAAUAAGUUACAAUUGUGGCAUAUUUCUACGAAUACAAAAAUAAUUAAUAUUCAAAAACAUAUCACAGGUUUGUUGACUUUGCUGUUUCAACUUUUGCUUAUGCGCAGCUAUCGUUAAUUCUACGACUUGCAUACAUUAAUAUAAACAAUCCGGUUAAAGUUUUGUGGUUAAAGAACAGAAAUGGAUGACAGUGUUUCUGCAAAAGUAGCAAAAACAGUAUUAUUCGUAAGCUCCGGGGUAGCGUUAGGAGGUUGUGCGUACGCAGUUUACAGAUAUUGGAAGAAAAGGGAGUCCAAGUGUAUCGAUGAAGGCUUUGAGGAUGUUUCUAGGUUGGAGGAGGAGAACUCAGAGAAAAGAGUUUUGGUUCUCGGCCUGGAAGGCGCUGGCAAGAGUACAAUCCUCGCACAGCUGACGUCAGAUGACCACAUGCCUGCGAACGACAUCAAGCCGACGGAGGGCUUCAAAGUCACUUCUCUGAGUAAUGGCGCCAUGUCCCUCAACAUUUGGGAAAUUGGCGGGCGGGAGAGCGUGCGGCGCUACUGGGGCAACUUCCUCCAGGACACGGACCUGCUGGUGUUCGUGGUGGAUGCUGCGGACGCCCACAACCUGUCGCGCGACGUCAAGGAGGUGAAGACGCUGCUGGGCGACGAGAGGCUCGCCGGCGUGCCCAUGCUCGUCGUGGCCAACAAGCAGGACAAAACCAACGCCCUCUCCCCGCAAGAAGUCGCAGAUGCACUCGACCUGAACAGCAUUGCUCCCUCAAGACACCGCGUGUGCACCCUGGGAGCACAGACUGUACCGGGCGCUGCGAAGAGCGACCCUUCCAUCUCGGAGUUCGAGCGUGUGCUGUUCGACAUGUGCUCUGAGAAGUAGCGCAGUGCUUCGCUGCUUGCGCAAAUAUUUGCGUAGGCAAACAGACUCGCUAGCCUUUGCCACUGGGAUCCCGAGUAAGAUCACUAGCUUCAUUUCGUGAGUGCAGUGGCUCAUUCAAGAUUCUGCAAUUUCGAUGGAAUUCUUGGUAACCAUUUUGUACCCUUGUCAUCUUCUAUUGGCAACAUCCCUGCUAUUGCUUGCAUCACUGCACACUCGUAGAGCAUGGCAAGGUGCAGAAAAUUGUGUAUUAAUAUUUUUCACAGAUUACUUUUUGGAACUUAUCCUUACUUAACAUUUAUUUUUGUUACUUAAACGUUAAUAUCAGAGAGUGUUAAUCAGCGGCCAUAACAGAGCUUCAUCUUAACAAGCUUCUGUUCCUUUUCUUCAUUUUUUAGUAAAUGGUAAUUGACUGUUGUAAUGUUCACAGGAUGAAAGAGUGGGACAAAUGUGUUUCUUUAGUUUUUUCAAACAAGCUGUACAUGUUGUAAGUUACAGUCAAUACUGUGAAAAUGUUAUGCUUGUUUAUUGUACUUAUUUUCCAUUUAGUUUUGUAAGGUGAUUUAAUGGUAAAUUAUAUAUAUAUAUUUUUAACAUAAUUACAACAUGAAUUAAAAUAUUAAUUUAGCUUUUUUUCUACUGUAGGUGAUUCUGUCACUUCCAUUCUCAGACACUUAAAAAAUGUUUUUGGCAAAAUAAAUAGAUCAAUCAAUUUGGUGAACAGCAGUUCAAAGAAAAAGCUAUUGAAAGUGCCAACUCUCUUUCUCUCUCAUUGCCUGUCCUACUACAGGUUACCAUAUUGAAGCUACAAAAGAUCUAAGUGCUUAUUAUUAUAUAUCAUAGUGAUUCAUAGUACCUUGGCAUGACUCACAUGCAUAGUUAGUUAGCUUGGUUCUACAAAUUAAGUAGGUACGCAUAAUUUUGAUUUUUUUUUAAAAUUCAACUUCCUUUGCUCUCUUGGGAUUCUCACUCUAAAUUAUUCCAUAGCUUGAAACAUUGUAUGAUAGUCAGUUCACUUGAUAAGUUGACAGUUUAUUUUUUAUUGAUUGUGAAUAGAGUACAGAACACCAAUGCUGACCACCGAUAUAGGUACGGUACGUCUUUCUUGUCAUUAUUUUUUUUUUCUGUGCAUUCUUUCUUACGUCAUUGGUUAUCUGUGUGCUAAAUCCCAGUUCAGGUCCACAUGAGGAUUUCUAAGGUAUGCUCCCACAUACACUCCCAUUUGCAAUGCUAACAAGUUUGGUUUUGAAUUAGCAAUUAUCUAAUUUUCUAUCUCUUUUCAAUAUAGUUUCAUAAAAAAAAAAAAAAUCUGCUUACAAGGGAAUAGUCAGGGAGAAGCAGGUUGGGGCCAUAUGGUCCCUCUUAGAACCAGAUUUUUUUUUUUUGUUAUUAAUGCACCUCAUUAACCCGCCUAAAACAACUAAGUAUUGCUCAAUUCAUGGCCACUGAAUAUGCAAAAUUAGAGAGUAGCCUUCUCAUCUCUUUAAACACGUGUUAUGACAUGCUCAUAAGCAGUGGUGUGUAAGGAUCUACCUAUCAUAAAUAUAAAUUUUUAAUCAAAGAAUGUCAUGUUUUAAAAAGUACUUAGGGUCCUCAGAUAACCUAAAAACGGGGUUUCAAACAUUAUCUUUUCUAAAAAAUUUCCAAAUAUUACAUGCUGCUCAGAAACAGGCCCUCGCUUCCACAAAUCCUGGCUAUACCCAUGACGGCUCAUUCUAUAGAAUUAUAUCAUUAGAAUAAAAUAUAAAUAUAAAUAUAAAAUAGCAUGAACAUGAUAUGUUCCUGACCCUAGAUAUUCAUAGGUAUUUUUCCUGUUAGUUUUCUCAUAUACAUCCUGAUUUUUCCCAGGGCUGUAGUCUGUAUGAAAUUAGUAAGCAAAAUUAUCUACAUGAUAUUAAAUUUACAGAAUAUUAAUUAAUGUAUUAUGUGUAUGUUUUUGAUUACAUAAGAUGAUGCAGCUGAAGAAGGCCAUCUUUAUGAUAUUUAGGUAAUACAUAUUUAUUGCCUAUCGUAUUAAGGAUUUUUUUGCACUUAAUGUAUUUUGAUAACUAAUGUUUGCCGUGUUUUCUUUGGUUUAACAAUGUGAAGUGAUCUCAGACUUUACCUGCACAGUCAACUUGCACAAUGCAACACGGUGAAUGGUUUGGUAUCUUAAGGGGCAUUAGGCUGCCCUGCCAUCUUGGAUUUUCAAAUAUUUGCCGCAGCUAGCAACAUAGCUUCUAUAUUGUAUAUUUUGGCCCGACAGGGCUUAGGACUUAGUUUUGGACACAUGUAUGUUGAUUGUUGAUAUCUAAAUAUUUGGUUUAAUUUUUGUCCGUCGUAAGAAUGCUCAGUUGUGUAGAAUGGAGAAAACAAGGAACAGGUAUUUCAAACAUUGUCAGUUGACUGAAAAUGUGCUUUCAAUAUGGUAAAUGUAGUAGGUGAUAACAUAUCUUCACAGAACUUUGAUGUCUUUCUAAAACCAAGAAUACCUAAUUCAGUGGUGUGGCUAUGUAUUUCAUUUUGCAAAAGUGGAUGAAUCCAGAGUUUUGUGUUUUAUCUGUUGUGGUGGUAUUCCAGUAUAUCUAGUACUAAUUAUUCAUCUAUGUACAGUAACCAAUUAUGUCAAUAAAAACAAUAAAUACCUAAUUUUUGAAAAUACUUGGUUUAUAAUAUUUUAACUAUUAUAAUAAAUUUUAAUUCAGUCAAUCUACAAUAUGUUGUAAGUUGAGUAAAUGUUAUUCAUACUUUAUUUCACUUUGUGAUAAUGCUAUAUCAAAAGCUGUUGCAUUGAGCUAUAGGUAUUAUAAACUUUAAACACAAUUUGAAUUAACUAAAAUUAUCUCUGAUUAAAAAGUAUUAUAAAUAAUCAUCUCAUUUUUUGUGCAGUAAAAAUUGAAUUCUUGUUAAUUUAAGGAAUAAUAUCAAGUUGCCUACCUGAUUGCAUGUAGUAUUCAUUAAACUGUCAUACUGUAGGUAUUGGGACACCAAACUUUUUAUUUUACUUGCCUGGCAUUUCACUUUGCAACUAGAAUAAUUAAUGCCUUUCUUUAUCCCCAUCUUUCCAAAUCUUCCUGUUUGGCUUUACUUUAUGAAUGAGAUCUUUACAGUAAAAAUAAAUGCAGGUACUAAAGUAUGAACUCUUGUGAAUUUUAAUCAGGGUGUCUACAAGUAUGGUAAUUGUUAUAUAUAAUAAGCAAAUUAAACAAUAUACAUGUGUUAAGGACAGUGACCAACUAUUUAUAUUAUUUAAUGUGCGACUAAACAAUAGUAGGCAUCCAAAAUCAAAAUGCAAGUUAGCGACUCCCUGCACAUUAAUAUUUCAUGACCAGCCCUUCAGUUUUGUGAAGUCAUGUCGACCUAAUUUUCAUCCAUUAACCUCCUAGCGUAACUCUGGCUGUGCUAUGUCCAAGAAUCAUGAGCCUGUGAAAAAUUAAUGUUUGCCAGCACAAAUAUACAUGGUAGAACAUUAACACUCUAAAACGUUUAUAAGGGUACAGUAAAAAAAUUUUUAAACAUAAAAUUUUAUUAAAAGAUAUUUUUUUAAAUCUUAUUAAUACAGACAAGGCAUCAGAAACUUAAUACCUACAGUAUUAUGCAUUGCUAGAUUUUUACUAUGAGUAACUGCUACAUUUAAAUGUCUAAAACCAUUAAGAUAAUAUAUUUUAUUUUCACGUAGCCACUGUGUACAGAAACUUAAAAUUGACUAGUUUCCUGUUGAAACACGAUUUUUACAUUUUUACUCUUGAAGGGUGCCCCAGCAAAAGGUUUUUAAGUUUUGAAUGCUAUUAUAUUUUGUGUUGUUUGCAUGUUGUUUAAUAAGUACUAGUACGAUGUAAAAGAAGGCACAUAUUCACACCUUAAUUGUGCCAAACAAAGUUGAUUGAAAUAAAAAUUUAACUUUCUUUCAAGAAAUGGUACCUGAGACAUUUUGAUGUGGCACUCUUCAAUUUGAAAAUUAGUCUGUUUUUAUAAGUUGUCCAUGCCGAAUUAACAUGGUCUUUAGUAACAAGUUAAAUAGGUGACUGGUUAUUCAAGCAUUUAAGUAGGUAUUACAUAACUUCAUCCAUUUUAACUAUCAUGCUAAUUUGAAGUUAAAAGCAGGAAAUAUUAUAAUACAAAAUGUUGUACUUGGUAAACAUGUAUCUUUAUCUUAAUGUCAAAAUGAAGGAUAACUGUAAUAUGAUUUUAUUAGCACAAGUAUGUUAUAAACAGUAACUGUAUGUAAAGGGGGUAUUAUUAACAAUUGGGUCAGGUAAAACAUUUUGUUUAAUAGUGUAAAUUUAUUAUCAAAUGUACUUAUAUCAAGAGGGUAAUCAGCAUAGCAUUGAUCAGGUAUAUGUAUGGUUUUUAAUGAAUGGUUUUUAAUAUCUUGCUUCUACCACAUAUUGCAUAAUAUUACUGGAUUUUUCAAAAUACCUAUUAAACUGCCCAACACUGGCUGCUGAUUCAAAAGUAAUGCAUACAUGUUUUAAAUGGCCAUUACAAGUUUUUUUUCUUUUUUUUUAAAUUUAUAAACUGAUGUUUGGAGAAAUAAACUAAAUAAUUUUUUUUCCCCAUCCUAAUAUCUUAAUAUUGUGAGUUUUGGUUUUCUGCAAGAUUUUACAUGUAUUUAAUUGCAUACAAGCUAAGAAUGGAAAAUACCACAAUGGUUGCAAAAUGCAUAUAGCCUUCAGUGAGAUAUACUCAUUUUACGCUGAAAACAUUUGCAAGUCUGUUCCGUUCCUGUGUGCACCGACGAUGUACUUCUUAGUGUCAAUUAUACUUUAAUUUUAUAUAUUUUUUACAUGUUAAUUUUUGAGAAGUUUUUUUUGAAGUCUUCAUACCUAGCACAGAUAUGUAUCUGAAUGCUUUAUUAAAGUGAACAAAAAUGUAUGUGUGUAUAAGUUUUAAAGUUAUUUUAAGUGAAAAUGUAUAUAAUGAAGAGAAAAUAAAAAUUAAUAUUCAU
This is a messenger RNA of Bacillus rossius redtenbacheri, 5878 nucleotides long. RefSeq lists its product as uncharacterized. The record is from RefSeq and is a predicted model, not a curated record. Gene Ontology annotation, cellular component: microtubule cytoskeleton; cytoplasm. Bases 262 to 954 code for a protein of 230 amino acids. NCBI's taxonomy places the organism in Eukaryota, Metazoa, Arthropoda, Insecta, Phasmatodea, Bacillidae. Gene Ontology annotation, molecular function: GTPase activity; GTP binding. The transcript has 5 exons.